UUUCUCUUCCAUUUACAAGAUUAAUCAUGAAGUUUUCAACUAUUGUCGUGAUUCUGUCACUACUUCUCCGCUGCAACUCACUAGACACCAUAACCAACCCUUUAAAGGACGACGGCAGCUUGAUCAUCUCUAACGGUGGAAUCUUUGUUCUUGGAUUCUUCAGCCCCGGCAAGUCCACAAACCGAUAUGUCGGAAUUUGGUACUUAUUCUCCAACCAAACCGUCGUCUGGGUUGCCAACAGAGACAACCCUGUUCCUGAUUCCUCCGGCGUUCUCUCCCUGGACGGAACAGGAAACCUUGUAAUCCUCUCCUCCUCAUCCGGUUCAGACCCUGUUUGGUCGGCCAAUGUCAGCUCAACCUCAGGGAAUCAGUUUUCUUGUCAACUUUUGGAUACAGGGAACUUGAAAUUGGUUGACGGAGAAGAAACGGUAGUAUGGCAGAGCUUCGAUCAUCCCACAGAUACAUGGCUUCCAUUCAUGAAACUGGGUCUGGACAGAAAGACAGGUCUAAACCGGUUCCUUACUUCAUGGAAAUCUGAAGAUGAUCCCGGAACAGGGGAGUCAGUUUACAAGCUAGAUAUUACAGAGUGGCCGGAGUUGAUCUACGAACAUGGUGCGAAUCGGAUAUGGAGAACCGGACCGUGGAUUGGAAACGGUUGGGUGGGAAUAACACAGGUGGUGAUGAGUCAAUACAUUUUCAAUGUGAGUUUUAUUAACAAUGAAGAUGAGGUAACCGUGAUGCAUAGAAUGUUUAACGAUUCGGUUCAUUCGAGGUUAGUGGCGAAUGAAUCGGGCGUUCUUCAGAGAGUAACAUGGCAAGAGGACAGUAAUCAAUGGUAUGCGAGCUGGUUAUCAUCAAAUAUGGAAGCUUGCAACAGUUUCGGGCACUGCGGGGCGUAUGGAAACUGCGACCCUGAAACUACUAAGAGUACUUUUGAGUGUAUGUGCUUACCUGGGUUUGAACCGAAAUCGAAGGAUAAUUGGUAUAUAACACGUGAUGGUUCGGAUGGUUGUGUUAGAAAGAAAGGUCGGUCGGUGUGUGGUGAUGGGUUUGUGAAGGUGGAGAAUGCAAAGUCACCGGAUACUAGAGUGGCUCGGUUGAACCGGAGGAUGGGAUCAGUAGAAGCAUGCAGAGAGGAAUGUCUCAAGAAUUGCACGUGCACAGCUUAUGCAAGUGCAAGAGAUCCCGAUCUUGAUCAGUCAUCGUGUAUAACCUGGCAUGGGGAAUUGGUCGACACAAGAAUCAUUCCAAAUGGUGGCCAGGAUUUGUACGUUCGGGUUGAUGCAGUCGAAUUAGAUAGAAAGAAAAACCGACGAAUGUUGUUUACUCCAACUAAUGGUUCAUCAAACAAAUUUUGCUCAACCGAAAAGCCCGUUGAUGAUUUCCCCUUUUUCGACUUAAAUACCCUUGUUGUGGCGACAAAUCAUUUUUCUAUUUCAAACAAAUUGGGGGAAGGCGGAUUUGGCACUGUUUAUAAGGUAUUUUUACUAGCAAAAAAUUCCGAUCAAGGUGUGGAAGAAUUUAAGAAUGAAGUUUCUUUAAUAGUGAAACUUCAACAUAGAAAUUUAGUUAGGCUUUUAGGAUGUUGUUUUCAACCACAUGAGAAGAUGCUUAUAUAUGAAUACUUGCCAAAUAAGGGAUUGGACUCAUUCAUUUUUGAUGAAGAUAAAUGUUAUAUACUUAAUUGGGAGAAGCGAUUUAACAUCAUUUUGGGAAUAGCAAGAGGAAUGAUAUACCUUCACCAAGACUCUCGACUCAAAAUAAUCCAUAGAGAUUUAAAAGCCAGCAAUAUUUUAUUGGAUGAUGGAUUGAAUCCUAAAAUCUCGGAUUUUGGAAUGGCUAGAAUUUUUGGAGGUGAUCAAAUGGAAGCCAAUACAAAAAGGGUAGUUGGAACAUACUUUGGUGUCAUAUUGCUUGAGAUUAUAAAUGGGAGAAAAAAUACCAGUUACCAUCAAGAGAACACGAUUAAUUUGAUAGGACAUGCUUGGGCAUUAUGGAACGAAGGUAAAGUCUUUGAUAUAAUUGAUUCGAAGAUGGGUGAUUCAUGGAAACACGAAGAAGUUUUGAGAUGUUUUCAAAUAGGGCUUCUAUGUGUGCAAGAACUUGCUUUGGACAGACCAACUAUGUCAGAUGUUGCUUUCAUGCUAUGUAAGGAAAUGACUUUACCUUCUCCCAAACAACCCGCUUUCAUCCUCAAUGGAUAUAAGAUGAAUAUCUUGGAAUCACCAACAUGUGUCAAAGUCAUCUCAUUCUCAAUUCUUGUUCUUGUGGUGCUUCUCUCUCUUUUUGGAUACUGCAACUCACUAGACACCAUAACCGUCGGCAACCCUUUAAAGGACGACGGCAGCUCGAUCGUCUCCAGCGGUGGAAUCUUUGGUCUUGGAUUCUUCAGCCCCGGCAAGUCAUCCACUAACCGAUAUGUCGGGAUUUGGUACUUAUUCUCUAAUCAAACCGUUGUUUGGGUUGCCAACAGAGACAACCCACUUCGUGAUUCCUCCGGGGUUCUCUCCUUUGACGAUAAAGGAAACCUUAUAAUCCUCUCCUCCUCCUCCGGUAGUUCUAACGUCCCUGUUUGGUCGACCAAUGUCUCAGGAUCAUCAGGGAAUCAGUUUUCCGGUCAAUUGUUGGACACCGGAAACUUGAAAUUAAUCCACGAUGAUUCCGUCGUAUGGCAGAGCUUCGAUUAUCCCACCAAUACUUGGCUUCCCCUUAUGAAACUGGGCCUGGACAGAAAGACCGGUCUAAACCGGUUCCUUACUUCAUGGAAAUCCGAAGAUGAUCCUGGAACAGGGGAAUUCUCGUACCGAAUGGAUCUUAUAACCGCUUUGCCCGAGAUGAUCUUUCAACAGGGAAAUACGAAUAGGAUAUGGAGAAGCGGACCAUGGAUCGGACGUGGUUGGGUCGGAGUACCACAAAUGAUAAGUACCAAUUUUUAUUUCACGGCCAAUUUCAUUAACAGUGAAGAUGAAGUGAGUGUAACGUAUAUCAUGUCGAACGAUUCUCGAUCGAUCUUCACUAGUGCCGUGGCAAAUGAGUCGGGAAUUAUGGAGAGACUGACGUGGAAGGAUUCCGAUCGUCAGUGGUAUGCGUUCUGGACAUCGAAAACAGAAGAAUGCGAUCAGUACAAUCACUGCGGCACUUAUGGAAAAUGCGACCCGCAAAUAACACAGAGUAGUUUUAAGUGCACGUGCUUACCCGGGUUUGAGCCAAAUUCGACGACUAAUUGGAACACCCUAAGAGAUGGUUCGGACGGGUGCGUGAGAAAGAAAGAUCGGCCGGUUUGUGGGGAAGGAGACGGGUUUAUUAAAGUGGAGCAAGCUAAGUCACCUGAUACCAGAGUGGCUCGAUUGAACCGGAAUAUGGGAGUAGAAGCAUGCAGAGAAGAAUGCCUCAAUAACUGCACAUGCACUGCUUAUGCAAGUGCUGAAGAUCCUGAUCAAUGUAUAACUUGGCACGGAGAAUUGCUCGAUAUAAGACUCAUUCAAGGUGGAGGCCAGAACCUCUACGUACGCGUCGCUGCCAUCGAAUUAGCUGAAUAUUUGAAGUCGCAGCGGUCAGUUAAGGUCAGGCGUAAACAACAAAUGGUGUACAUAAUUGUGAUCUUUACCUCUAUAGCAUUAGUCAUUGCCAUCCUACUUAUGGUUUACUGGUUCAUAAUGCCAUGUAGGCCUGCUGUGGCCGAGAACCGAGUACGCCUGCUCCUGCUGUCCGAGUGUGUUGCUGCUGAUAGCCAGAACCGCGCCAGGAGGCGCCUUGUUGCUGUUGACCAGAUGCGUGCCAGGGGGCGCUUUGCUGCUGCGGCCAGAUCUGUUGUGUCGGGUAGGGACAAGGGGGUGCUGUCCAGCCCGCAGGCGCCCACUGUGCCCAUUGUUGUUGGCCAGGAGGUGCCCAGAAUUGCUGCUGCUGGUGAGAGAAAGAUAAAGGAACGACAAAUACUUCUUACUUCAGCUAACGGUUCAUCAAUUGAACCUUCCACAACAGGAAAGCCUUUUGAGGAUUUCCCAUUUUUCGAACUUAGUACCAUUGUUGCAGCCACAAACAAUUUUUCCAUUUCCAACAAACUCGGACAAGGCGGAUUUGGCUCGGUUUAUAAGGGAUGUUUCAAGGAUGGGGUAGAGAUUGCUGUGAAAAGAUUAGCGAAAAGUUCACAUCAAGGCGUGGAAGAGUUUAAGAAUGAAGUUUCUUUAAUUGCCAAACUUCAACAUAGAAAUUUGGUGAGGUUGUUAGGAUGUUGUGUUGAACAUCGUGAGAAGGUUCUCGUAUAUGAAUACUUACCAAAUAAAUGCUUGGACUCAUUCAUUUUCGAUGAAGAGAAAUGUUCUCAACUAAAUUGGGAGAAACGGUAUAACAUCAUUUUGGGAAUUGCAAAGGGAAUGGUUUAUCUUCACCAAGAUUCUCGGUUAAAGAUAAUUCAUAGGGACUUAAAAGCUAGCAAUGUUUUGUUAGAUAAUGAGUUGAAUCCUAAAAUCUCGGAUUUUGGAAUGGCAAGAAUUUUUAAAGGCAAUCAAAAUGAAGCAAAUACAAAUAGGGUAGUUGGAACAAUUGGUUAUAUGCCUCCAGAAUAUGCUAUGGGAGGACUAUACUCUAUAAGAUCUGAUGUCUUCAGUUACGGUGUUGUAUUGCUCGAGGUUAUAAGUGGAAGGAAAAAUAACAGUUAUUAUCGAGAGAACACGAUUAAUUUAAUUGGACACGCUUGGGAAUUAUGGAAAGAAGGUCAGGCCUUAGAUAUAAUUGACUCAAGGAUGGGAGAUUUAUGGCCAAACCAAGAAGUUUUGAGAUGCAUUCACAUAGGACUUCUAUGUGUGCAAGAACAUGCUAUGGACAGACCAACUAUGUCGGAAGUUGUUUUCAUGUUAUGCAAAGAGAUGUCUUUACCUUCUCCAAAGCAGCCCGCUUUCAUCUUCAAUGGACAAGACAUGAAUGCAUCGGAUUCUUCGACGAACAUUAAAGUGAACUCCAUAAACAACCUUAGCAUUACUGAGAUCAUGGCUAGAUGA
Messenger RNA from Impatiens glandulifera, 4997 nucleotides. RefSeq lists its product as uncharacterized. The record is from RefSeq and is a predicted model, not a curated record. Gene Ontology annotation, biological process: protein phosphorylation; recognition of pollen. The transcript has 14 exons. Gene Ontology annotation, molecular function: protein kinase activity; ATP binding. NCBI's taxonomy places the organism in Eukaryota, Viridiplantae, Streptophyta, Magnoliopsida, Ericales, Balsaminaceae. The coding region runs from base 27 to 4997 and encodes 1656 amino acids.